UAAAUGGUGAAAAUUAAAACCCCGUUGAAGUCGUAUCUCCGAACUCUCUCUCUCACUGUCCGUCUGUGUUGAACAUGGAGGACGGAGUGAUUCUAAGAGAGUGGUUCAACCGAGUUGACUCAGAGAAAACUGGGAGCAUCACAGCAACUCAGCUCAAGAGCGCUUUUGCCAUCGGUAACCUCGACUUUCCUCUGUCUGUCGUCCAACAAAUGAUCAGGAUGUAUGAUUUUGAUAGAAAUGGUACCAUGAGCUUUGAAGAAUUUCUUGCUCUCAACAAGUUCCUCAUCAAGGUCCAGCAAGCCUUCUCUGACUUAGAGAGUUCACUUUUCAGGAAUCGUGGAUUCCUUUCGACAGAUGAUGUUUAUGAGGCACUAAACAAAAUUGGAUUCUCUUUGGACACUCCUGCAUUCUAUGCAGCGUGUGAGAGCUUUGAUCAAAAGAAGAAUGGGAGACUUCAGCUGGAUGACUUCAUAUCACUUUGUAUAUUUUUGCAGUCUGCUCGGAAUUUGUUUAAUGCAUUUGAUACAGCAAAGCAAGGCAGGGUUACUCUUGAUCUGAACCAGUUUGUCUACUGUGCUGCCAGCUGUAGAAUAUAAUGUCGACUACACCAGGCAAACCGGAUUUCAGUAAUGCCUCUGUACAUUCGAAUGGGCCAUGAGGACUGAUAUCAUGAUCUGUUUGGAAAACCUAUGCCAUUGAUACCAUGCCAAUAAAUUUUCCUGCUUGACUGCGGAUUAAUUUACCCAGCUCUUAUCAAAUCAACAAAUGCUUAUAUUGUGUAGGUUUCCCCAUGUAUCUGCCAGUGGAUAAACUAGCCGAUAAAAAUUCUUCUGUAGUCUGUUGCUUUAAAAUUUGGUCAAAUUAAGAUGGUGUUUUGCGUUUCUUUGUCA
Theobroma umbraticum is the source of this 890-nucleotide messenger RNA. RefSeq lists its product as uncharacterized. The record is from RefSeq and is a predicted model, not a curated record. NCBI's taxonomy places the organism in Eukaryota, Viridiplantae, Streptophyta, Magnoliopsida, Malvales, Malvaceae. Gene Ontology annotation, molecular function: calcium ion binding.